AUGACCAGUGAAACUCCACAACGUUUCUGGCUCAUCACCUAUCCGCGUACAGCAUCGAACCUGCUCAACCGGAUACUCGCUCUGGAUGAACAACCAAACGUGCUGUCAUGCCACGAUGGAGGGUACUUUUUUAGAAUACCAUACAGGCUUAUGACUGACCUCAAACUUGGCUGGCUCCCACAGACUGAAUGGCCGCAGGAGGCGAGGGACCAGUUAAGGAAGAGCUACCAAAAGCGUUUCAACGACCUCGUCGAGCACCUUAACCAGGGCACAGCGCAAGGUAAAAUUACCUUCUUCAAGGAACAUCUCUACUUUAUCCUCGACCCGACGGUUCGGUCUCGGUUUCUCUUUGGCGUCGACAGUGUAGCCGAGCAAGGCUGGAAAAUGGCAUGGCCCUCAUCACACAGCAUUCAUGGGUCACACAGUACAACGGAUCUGGGACUAAAUGACACGUUGCUCCCGGACGAUAUCUUGGAAACACUUUCGCCUGUCUUCCUCAUUAGGCACCCCGCCCUAGCCUUUCCGUGUCUCCUCCGGGCGUACAGGGACUUGCACGGAGUCGAAGCAUCCCGGUCCAAACAUGGGGACCUUGAAUUCAAUACGGUCAUGACCCUGCGAUGGACGCGAAGGCUGUACGAGAGGUAUGUCUUAACCCGGGAAGGGUGCAGAUACUAUGUGGACAACGCCAGCAUGGACCGUCCGAUCAUUUUGGAUGCAGACGACGUCAUCACAAACCCAGAAGUCCUUGUCCGGUUUUGCAAGCUUGUCGGUCUGGAUGCCUCCAGACUACGGUUUACGUGGGAGUCGAUCAAGCCCGAGGUGGUCUUCGCUACAGACGAGCUGAGAAUCAAACAGCGCAUGUGGUCAACCCUGCUGACCUCUGAGGGUAUUUUGAGCGGCAAGACGUCCCAUGGGUUGGAUAUGGACCGCGAAACGCGCCGAUGGAAAGACGAGUUUGGUGAGAGUGAUGCAUCCAAGUUGGAGCACCGGGUGCGAGCAGCUAUGGAAGAUUACGACUAUCUGAAAGCAAGACGGCUGCAAACAAUUUAG
Molecule: messenger RNA, 1050 nt
Organism: Aspergillus novofumigatus IBT 16806
Lineage: Eukaryota; Fungi; Ascomycota; Eurotiomycetes; Eurotiales; Aspergillaceae
Exons: 1
Coding region: 1-1050 (349 amino acids)
Source: RefSeq, a predicted model, not a curated record